AUGAAACAGUUCAGUAGAGCCACCUGGGGCUUGUCCCCAAACAUUCUUAAACAAAUUUAUCUCCGAGCUAUUGAGAAAAAAAUCACUUACGGAGCCUCUGUAUGGUAUAAAAAUAACGUGAAAAUUAAUAAGAAGUUGAACUCCAUACAGCGCAUCCCCCUUCUAAAUAUCACCAAAUGCUACUCCACCACCAGCACAGAGGCUCUCCAAAUUCUUGCUGGUAUUCCCCCCAUCGACCUAAAAAUUAGACAGACUUGUACUAUAAAGAAACAUCGGUGGACGCGAGAUAAGCAAAUCAUUUUCGAUAGCGACUUCCAAAUCAAAGAACUAGAUGCCUUACCGAUAGAUACCCCAGUACACCAUAAUCCCUUGGAUCUCAAGAUGAUAGAAAGGGGCUACAGCUCACCGAGGGGUGUGGGUUAUGAAAUCUAUACAGACGGCAGUAGAAGACAAAUAACAAAUUCGGAUACAGGGUUGACCGAGGAUAGAGUGGGCUGUGGUUUCUUGGUGAAGCUUAAUAACAACACCAUUUAUCAACACUGUGCUAGACUUAAUAACGAUGCAAGUGUAUACCCCGCCGAACUCACUGCCAUCAAACUUGCAAUCACAUGGGCAAACGCUGAAAAUAUUAAUGCAUUUAAUUUAUUCUCUGAUUCUAAAUCCUCGCUGCAGUCGCUAGAAAACCCAAAUCCGAAUGACCCACUUGUGGAAGAAAUUAAGAACAUGGUCAAAUAUAAAACAUGCUGUCUCAACUGGGUAAAGGCACAUUCUGGGGACAUUGGCAACGAGGAAGCUGAUGCACUUGCCAAACAAGGCACUCUUCUUGGCGGGGUUGAUCACUAUUAUCCUCUUUCAAAACCACAAAUCAAUUACAGACUGAGGCAGGUGGCAAAGACAUCUAAAAAAGCUGAAAAUG
This is a messenger RNA of Parasteatoda tepidariorum (common house spider), 916 nucleotides long. RefSeq lists its product as uncharacterized. Gene Ontology annotation, molecular function: nucleic acid binding; RNA-DNA hybrid ribonuclease activity. The record is from RefSeq and is a predicted model, not a curated record. Lineage: Eukaryota; Metazoa; Arthropoda; Arachnida; Araneae; Theridiidae.